UUGUCUCCUUACUUUUUAGUUUCUAUCCGCAAUUCCUUUCACUUCGUUGUGAGAAAUUCGCUUGUCAUUUUUUUUUGUGCUGCGUGCCGUGGUCCUUCUUGUUAUCAUUGACAGUGUUGCACAUGUUAUUCCCUUUUAGUGCAACACAAUGGCCACACAACGUGCACUUCCUCAGAGUAAAGAAGCGUUAUUGAAAUCAUACACGACGAGGUUAAAGGACGACGUGAAGUCCAUGCUGGAAAAUUUCGAAGAGAUAAUUAAACUUGCAAAAGGAGAAAAUGACUCUCAACUAUCUCGAAUGACACAAUGCGAGCAAGAUACAUAUGAAAUGCAUGUCAGAGCAGCUAAUAUUGUGCGUGCUGGCGAAUCAUUAAUGAAAUUAGUCUCUGACAUAAAGCAAUAUUUAAUUCUGAAUGAUUUUCCAUCUGUAAAUGAUGCUAUAAUACAAAACGGCAAAUUAUUUAGGACUAAGCAAGUAGAAUGUGAUCAAAAACUAGCUUCCUUGAGGGACGACAUGGCUGCGGAUUUAUACGAUUUGGAAGAGGAAUAUUAUACUUCCAUAUACAAAUAACACUAGUUUAAGUUUAAGCUUAAUUUAAUGCUAGUCCUGUAAUAUAUUUGAGACUGUUUUCUAAACUCGAAUCACAAAAUAUGACUCAUUCAUUCAACUUGUACAUUGUCCAUUUAUUUAAAUAAAUAGAAUUAAUUUUUUAUAACGUUUUACUGCUUUCUUUUAAUCUUAUGGAGAUUUAUAGAUGAUGAGAGUCCUGAAUAAGAAAUAAGGAGUAAUUGUCUCUUUUAUUACUUCGAUAUUUUGUAACACAUAGACGAUACAUCACACAAUACUUUUACAUAUUUAAUAAUAUAAAUUCAAGCUUCAGUUAUUAAUAGUCACCUCACAAUCGUUUCCACUUAUUAUUGUUUACUUGAAACGUAUCUCAUGAUUCUGUACAACGGUAAUUUACAAAACUGUUACACAGCUCUCCUGAAUUGGAGCAAGGAGAUUACAAUUAUGAUUAAUUAAUUGACAAAUUAAAAAAAGAUCUAUACGUAUAUAGUUUCAAUUUGGAAUGUUGCACAAACGUAAUCUGACUUGCUUUUUGCAAUGUUCGUGUAUUGUAGCAACAAGAUACAAAGAGUAUCAACAACUUGUUGGGUCUGACGAAUAAUUGGAAAUUAUGUUUUAUACUAGAAAAGAUUAACAAAAAUAUCACAGUGUAAGACACAACGCUGUGACACAAGAACGAGUCUUUCAAACAACGUAAACUAUUCGGUGAACUGGUACAGCAUCUAAAUAAAGUAAAUAUAUUUGAAAUUCUAACAAAACGCGGCAGCAGUUUACUUUUAAUGCACCUUCGUAAUAAAUUAUCUUUUUAUCGCGUUCUCUUGCUUGAAUCAGUCCACUGUCCAAGUCAUAAAAUCAUAUCGGUACAAUCAUAACUACAUAUCGGUACAAUCAUACAUUAUUAAAUACCUACACCUACACGAUUCAAAACAAUAUUUUCAAUUAUCCAUGGUAACGCAUCCGAGAUGUGCUUCAUAGAUGAUAGAAGAAAUUAACACAAAA
Messenger RNA from Acromyrmex echinatior (Panamanian leafcutter ant), 1567 nucleotides. RefSeq names its product Mediator complex subunit 22. Gene Ontology annotation, biological process: regulation of transcription by RNA polymerase II. Gene Ontology annotation, molecular function: transcription coregulator activity. The record is from RefSeq and is a predicted model, not a curated record. Gene Ontology annotation, cellular component: mediator complex. NCBI's taxonomy places the organism in Eukaryota, Metazoa, Arthropoda, Insecta, Hymenoptera, Formicidae.